Messenger RNA from Triticum urartu, 4965 nucleotides. NCBI's taxonomy places the organism in Eukaryota, Viridiplantae, Streptophyta, Magnoliopsida, Poales, Poaceae. The record is from RefSeq and is a predicted model, not a curated record.
UCACAAUUAAAAAAUCAAAUGUUUUUAAAACAUCUAAAAUUGUUUUUUGAAAGGUGGGAGCAUAGGAUUUGUGGUCAUGAGCGGUGGGCCGGUGUCCACAUGCAGUCGCUGAGGUGGUGGGCCCACGGCAGGCCCGGCCCAGCAGGCGACGCCCCGUUCCCCUCUCUCUCGUCUUCUCCCACCCCUCCGCCGUCGGUCGCUCGCCUCCCAGCCUCGCCGCGGCGGCCGGAGAGAGCGCACCAGCGACCGAUGUUGGAUAUGCAGGCGGGCGUCGUGCACCUCACCUCACCUCACCUCUACGACGACCCCGACCGGCCGCCUCCGCCCGACCCUCCUCGACCCCCACUUGGACGCCGGCAGGCAGCGGCGCAGUCGCCGGAGGUGAAGAAGCUCGUCCACCUCUAGCUCCUCCACUACGCCGACAAGUGAAAAGAAACAGCCACCAGUGGACGGGAAUUCGUCACAUAAAGUGCUCUGUCUCCUUGAGUCCAUGCUGACAAAGCAAUGCAGAAGCAUCCCUCCUACUGUAAUAACUACAUCUGGGCUUUUAAACAUCCUAAAUUUUACAAAUUUGGUAAAGGAUUCUCUACCAGCAGCAAAGAACUGUUUCUUUUUCGAUUGCCCCUUUUUUUUUCUGCCUUUCUACUGUUUGCAAAUGUCCUGAUGUAUUUAUGUGCUGUGUUUUGGCAUCUGGAACGAAGCAUGAAGCAUAAGCUUCUCAAGGUACUGCAUUGCACUGUGCUUACACACUCAUACUAAAUUGCUGAGAAAAAGCUGCAGAAAUUCAUCCUCAAUAAAAACCUUUACGUGAUAAUUCAGGUGUUCUUUUUAGACCUGGGAUUGGAACUUCGAAACUUCUGUUUACAGUGCAGGUCAAACUGUAUCUAAUCAGGAAAAUGCAUAAGCUGUAUAAUCACCUGGUAUUUUCAAAUGUCUGUCUGAUUCCUAUAUAGUCCUGGAUAAGCCAAUUCAUACUGUAAAGAUGGUCGAAUCUCGGGCUCUCCGUCUAACGAGUUGCUUCCGGCACUGAGUGUUCAUGCCAGACAUGCCAGCGGCUGUACGACGGCCUCCCUGCCUCUGGUUUCUGGUUCUACAAGUUGAGCAAUGGCUGCUGGUGGUGGUGAGCUCUCUCUUCCCCUGCCCCCACCCCGCUCUUCCGAAAUUGCAUUUUCCACCAUUGCAGGUCCAACUUGCGUAGACUUGUUAUGAGCACUAUAGCUUAAAGUAAAAGCUUCCACAAGGCUUGCGGGUCAGAAUUAAUCUCUUCUUCACUCACACUUGGGGACAUUACAUUGCAUUUUGCCAUGCUUCCAUAUUUCCUGUUCUGACAGUAGAGGUGGCAGCCUGUUCUAUGGGUGCUCUGCUUUCAGAUAUAUUGAUAUAUUGAUGUUGCGGAUUUUGCCGAGUGAGGAGUUGAGUUUAUCCAAGUAAUCCUUGAUCGAUGGCUCUCGGGUAGCGGCUUGUAAAUUGCGAGUCUUCGUGACGCAGGCUCCGUUCUCUUCCCCUCUGCAGGUUAACUUGAGCCCAAAUACAUGCAUGCGUGCUUGCCGGCUCACACCAUGAUCCUAGCUAAUUUUCUAGAGAAAUAGAAAGCUUUACAUGUACACAUGGGUGUAGAGUGUACUAGUAUUAUUCAAGCAUGAGGAAGAAGUGGCGAAUAGUAGUUUCGCAUGAAUUGUAUUUUCUUGACAUAGGUUACACGUUUACAAAAUUUCGUCAAACAAUAUUCCUGUCUUUCUGUGGUCACACUUCUGUACGCAACUUUUCUUGGUAUUUUGUGUUGCUAUCAGUUGAAUUUUCACCUGUGGUUCCAUCCAGCCACUUGAUGGAAGCUUCAUUGAAGGUUCUCCUUGUAGACAAGCUAACCCAGUACAUACUUUUUAUCGUAAUACUUCCUUGUAUUAUGUACAUAUAGAGAUAGCACUAAGUGGGUGUACAUCAACCUAGUUCAAGUUGCAGCCAAAGUCUGAAUUGAAUGGGUCCAAAAUGGACUGUGGUGACUUUUCUGGACAGUCAGCAGAACAUAAUUGUUCAGCUCAACCUCUUCCAUUCUAUCUUAUAUAUACAGCAUCUUCUUCCUUCUCCAAAUAUCAUAGCAGAGCAGCAAUGUUCUCCAUGCCUCCGCUCUACAUAUUAUCACUCGGGCUUCUCCUCUUCCACACUACUCCUUGGUGUUCCUCCUUUGCAGCCGCAUACAAUGAUACUCUCAUGGAAGGCCAAGUGCUCGCUGUCGGGGGCAAGCUCUUCUCGAGAAACAGCAAGUUCGCGCUCGGCUUCUUCCAGUUCCAGCCAGCAAGCACCAUCAGUAAGUCGUCUCAGAACACCGCAUCUCCCAGCCCUAGCUUGUGGUACCUUGGCAUAUGGUUCAAUAAGAUCCCAGUUUGCACUUCUGUAUGGGUUGCUAAUAGGGAUCAGCCCAUCACUGACCCCAUCAUCAACCAAAAACGGUUCAAGAUAUCAAGUGAUGGCAAUCUUGUCAUUGUAAACCAUGCCGCCAACAAUGAAUCCAUUGUUUGGUCCACCCGCGUUGUAAAUAAUAGGACACACCUCAGCAGAAACUACACUAGUACUGCCGUUCUCUUGAACAGUGGAAACCUUGCCCUCAAAGAGAGCCCAUCAUCCGGCCUACCGGUGUGGCAGAGCUUCGACUACCCAACAGAUGUUAUACUUCCUGGUGCAAAGUUUGGCCGGAACAAGGUCACUGGUUUCAGUCACCAGGCCAUCUCAAAGAAGAGCCUCAUUGAUCCGGGUCCUGGCUCAUACAGCUAUGAACUAGAACAGACCAAGGGGCUCGUCCUCAAGCGUCUCAAUCCCUUGGUAGAAUAUUGGCUUUAUGCAUCCUCCACAAAAUCAUCGUUCAAUCUUGUACCAAUGCUCAAGGCAGUGCUAGAUAUGGAUCCACGCACCAAAGGUUUGAUGAACCCAACAUAUGUUAAUAACGACCAAGAGGAGUACUACAUGUACACUUCACUUGAUGAGUCGUCUUCCUUUUUUAUCUCACUAGACAUCUCUGGUCAGGAAAAGCUGAAUCUUUGGUCGCAAGCUAAUCAAUCUUGGCAAACCAUAUAUGCCUCACCUAACAAUCCCUGCAUUCCUCCUGCUACUUGUGGACCUUACACGGUCUGCAAUGGCAAUGCACAGCUAUCCUGUGACUGUAUGAAGAGCUUCUCUCAGCAAUCACCGCAAGAUUGGGAGUUUGAGGACCGAACAGGAGGAUGCAUCAGAGAUACACCAUUACAUUGCACUAGUGACAGAAACAUCACAAGUUCAACAGACAUGUUCCACCCAAUUGCUCAAGUUACAUUGCCCUACAACCCGCAGAGCAUAGUCGUUGCUUCUACUCAGAUCAAAUGUGAAGAAGCUUGUCUCAGUUCCUGCUCCUGCACUGCUUACUCCUAUAAGAAUAACAGAUGCUAUGUCUGGAAUGGGGAAUUGCUUAGCGUAAAUCUGAACAACGGCAUUGAUAUCACUUCUGAAGAUGUUCUUUACCUCCGUCUUUCUGCCAAAGAUUUCUUGCCAAGUUUGAGAAAAAACAAAAUAAAACCAAAUGUUGGAGUUGUUACUGUCACAAGCAUUGUUGGGUUUGGGCUACUCAUGCUCCUGUUGUUGCUGUUACUGGAUUGGAGGAACAAAUUCAUGUGGUGUGGUUUGCUGCCAUUAUACUAUGACACUCAAGGUAGUGCUGGCGGGAUUAUAGCCUUCAAAUAUACUGAUUUAGUUAGUGCUACUAAAAACUUCUCUGAAAAGAUAGGUGUCGGAAGUUUUGGUUCAGUAUACAAGGGGGUGUUAAGUGACUCGAAGACUAUUGUAGCAGUGAAAAGGCUUGAUGGGGCCCGUCAAGGAGAGAAGCAAUUCAGGACAGAGGUGAGCUCAGUUGGACUUAUCCAACACAUAAACCUAGUCAAAUUGAUUGGUUUCUGCUGUGAAGGUGAUCACAGAUUACUUGUGUAUGAACACAUGUUAAAUGGGUCUCUUGAUGGUCAUCUAUUUAAGAAGAGCAAUGCAAAUGCUGUCGUCCUGAAUUGGAACAUCAGAUAUCAGAUAUCCCUAGGAGUUGCUAGAGGACUGUCCUACUUGCAUCAUCGUUGUCAUGAGAGCAUCAUACACUGCGAUAUUAAGCCAGAGAACAUACUUGUGGAUGCAUCAUUUAUUCCUAAAGUUGCAGACUUUGGGCUGGCAGCAUUUGUGGGAAGGGAUUUUAGCCGAAUUCUGACUUCAUUCAGAGGAACUGCAGGUUAUCUUGCCCCAGAGUGGCUUAGCGGAGUGGCAAUCACACCGAAAGUCGACGUCUACGGCUUCGGCAUGGUACUGCUGGAAAUAAUAUCAGGAAGGAGGAAUUCCUCACCUCAAACAUCACACAAUACUAGGAGCAGCAGCAGUUACCAACAUGAUGAAUAUUUCCCUGUGCAAGCCAUCAGCAAGCUUCAUGGUGGAGAUGUGAAGAGUAUAGUGGAUCCACGUUUACAUGGUGGCUUCAAUUUGGAAGAGGCUGAAAGGGUUUGCAAAGUUGCAUGUUGGUGCAUCCAAGAUAAUGAGGUCGAUCGGCCAACGAUGGGUGAAGUGGUCCGGGUCCUCGAGGGUCUACAGGAGAUCGAUAUGCCCCCUAUGCCAAGACUCCUUGCAGCUCUAACAGAACAAUCUGAUGCUGCAACUUCAGUGUACUCCCUCUGAUCCAAUUUGGUUGUCGUUCAAACGGAUGUAUAUAGCACUGAAAUACGUCGAGAUACAUCUGUUUCAGCAACAACUAAUAUUUAUCGGAGGGAGUAAUAAACUUAAUUCAUAGAGAGUAGGCCGCUUUGUCUCAGCAAAAAAAAUAAAAAUUGAGGUUCUAUUGUUGAGGAGAAGGAAUAAAGGAAGCAAGCACUGAGCAAAAUAUGGCCAUACUAUAGUUGUGUCACUUGUAAGCUGGGAUAGUUGAUAUAUGUAUUUAUACUUGCGGCAUUCAUAGAGAUGUGUCACUUGUAA